UUCUGAAUUUCUUUUCUAAAAUCUAAUUGGUUGGAACAUUCUGUGCUACUUGUACAGCAACCGGCUAUCAUUUUGUUAUACUGAUACUGUUUUUUUUUGCAUCGGAGCAAGGUUACGAUUGCAGAGAUGACUUUUUUGUAUUCAAAAACCUUCUAGAAUCGGAGGAUUUCUUUGGGAACAUGUCAUCUACUAUAGGAAACCUGGUCAUCUUUCGAAUUGGAUCAUUAUUCAAAAAAUUUUAUUGGCAAAUUUUAGAGAAUUAAUUUUAUAUUAACAAAAAUUUUGAGAUGUCUCAUACCCAAGCAUUCCGUGGGCUCUACGUGAAUAUCAACGAUGGAAACUUACCCGCCUCUGUCUCAGGUCAGGCGAAGCGCAGAGUUACAAAUGUGGGCACUGCAACUUCAUCACCCGUGAAUUGCUCCUCCGAUUCUUCUGUUAUCUCUGUGGAUUCCCCUCAGAACCAGUACACGUCUCUUCGGAAAGAAAACGGAAAGCUAGUAAGUCGUGAUGGGCAGGAGUUACGUCACGUGGCCUCGCUGUACAAGAUCAAUCAGAAAAACAAGGAGAUGGAAAUAAAAAGGGAAGCCGAAAAGCAACUAUCUGAAAACUUAGGAAAUGUAAAUGAACAUGUCAUAGUUAAUUCCCAAGUCGAACAAGCCAAAACUCACAAAGCAGAGCCUGAAACUCAGAUAAACGGACUUUCUUCUGUGAUGGCGACAGCUUUAGUUCCCGAAACUUUGGACGCCCCUGAUGCUGAGACAUUGCCAAUCGAAAAUGAUCAGAGCAAAAAUAGAACUACUAAUCCAUUUAUCCGACAAAGGAAGAGUUCUUUUACGAUUAAUCGUGGAAGAUCGCGACGAGACGAAAGCGUACAGACUGUUCCAGACGACUCAGACGAUUCUACAUGUGCGGGCGAAGUCAAAGUCUCGGCGCCGAGGCUAACGAAAGGUCCGACAACUCGUUCCCGAGCGAGAAGUAAACUCGUCAUGCAGACAUCGUCUCCUUACUGUUCCAGCGACACGAGAGAAGUUUCUGUUUCGCCUGUGUCGGUUCGCUCAGGGGGUUUCCAGUUGCCGACUGUGGAGUUGUCCCGAAUGAAAGUUACAUCAUCGGAAGCCAGUGACGACUCACAUAUUGUUGCCGACUCGACCUCUAGAGUAUCGCAGACGCCUCUUAAGCAACGAACGCUGAAACAGUUACGCGAAGAGUUACCAAAGUUUAAUCUUGCCAACGUGGAGUCAUUUCUGACUUCCAAAUUGGAAGAGUUGGAAUAUCGGCAGACAGUUAUAGAACAAAGUUUGCAAGAAAUAUCCAGAGAGAAGGAAAAGGCUGCUGUCCAUUUAGGUUUUACCAAGGAUAUUAAGAAACGACUGCAAAAAUCGAGCGUAAACCGAAUUUUUGCAAGAAAAACAGACGAUAUAACGCAAAAGGCCUUUGAAUGGCGAGAUUACAUGGUUGAAUGUGGUGACAUUGAGACCCUUGCGACCAGAAAUGACAAAAUUUCGAAACUUCUCAAAAAUAUGAACCUGGUUUUCGCAGAGAACGAAAUUCAAAAGUGGAAAACGGGGAAUGUUUUGCAUGAGUUUGAACAGCUCAAUACUACUAAUUUGAGCAAUGUUGUCAGUAUUUUCGGGUUUAUGUGGCAGAUCGUCUUAAGAGUCAAAGUUCAAGAUCAGAACAUCGCCCUAUCGGUUUGCUUGCUUUGCCUGGGACCUGAGCUUCGAAGUCAAUCAAAUACUUCCUAUCAUCUGGAAUGCACUGGAAAAGUGGACAUCAAGUUUCAGAUUCCCUCAGUUUUAAAGGAAGCCUCAGAAACUUUUAGAUACACUGAUUUGCUCAAAAUGAAAUUCGCUGGCAGACCUUUUGCCAAAGAAAUUUUGGUCACCAGUCUUAAUACUUUCAGAGACAAUUUUGACAUAACUUCGUGUCAUUCGAGCUGGUCGAAAAUUGCGUGCAAUAUUUCCAUGAGAGAACCGCAGCCAAUAGUUAACUAACAUUGAUAUAUAUUUGAUUCCAAUUUUCUCGAGACUGAUAAAAAAUGGUAAA
Messenger RNA from Symsagittifera roscoffensis, 2046 nucleotides. RefSeq lists its product as uncharacterized. Lineage: Eukaryota; Metazoa; Xenacoelomorpha; Acoela; Convolutidae. The transcript is spliced from 3 exons. Bases 288 to 1994 code for a protein of 568 amino acids. The record is from RefSeq and is a predicted model, not a curated record.